AUGUGGUGGUGGCUGCUUGGUCUACUGAGCUGCGUGCUGCUGGUGGUGAUUGUCAUUUUCUUUUUGAUAGUUGGGCAACGCUACAAGGUAUUUAGUGAGUCGUGCCUGAGACCACCCAGACCCCUUGUCGCUGACAGCAAACUGAGGGAUGUCAGGCUGAAGAGAGGAUUUCGUGUGGACCGUGUUCCUGCUGAUCUGGACGCAGUGGUGAUUGGCAGUGGCAUAGGAGGUUUGACGGCGGCAGCACUUUUGUCCAAAGCUGGGAAGAAGGUUGUAGUUCUGGAGCAGCAUGACCAAGCAGGAGGGUGCACACACACCUUCCAAAAUAAAGGAUUUGAGUUUGAUGUGGGUAUUCAUUACCUGGGUCAGCUUCAUGAGAACAGCUUGUUGAAGGUUGCUUUGGAUCAGAUCACAGAGGGACAGCUGCAGUUUGCAAGGCUGGAGCAGCACUUUGAUACAGUGAUCCUAGGUCAGCAUGACCAGCGCAGGGAGUACCAUGUCCAUGCAGGGAAGACUGAAAUGGCAGUCAGCCUGAAGAAUCAGUUUCCAGGAGAAGAAGAAGCCAUUGAUGAAUUAAUGAGACUGAUGAAGCUUGGUUCACAGAGGACGCCACUUAUUGCCAUGUUGAAGAUCGUUCCGUACUGGUUGGUUAACUUUCUCAUUUGGACUGGCCUAUUACAUUGGAUAUCUUCAGUGUUUCGUCUUGCAACAACCAGCCAUUCAGAAUUAAUAUCCCGCCUCACACAGAGCAAGGACUUGCAGGCACUUUCUGCAUACCUGUUCUAUGGCGUCCCUCCUAAAGACUCCAGCUUUCUCAUUAAUGCCCUCCUCCUUCACCACUACAAGCGUGGUGCAUACUAUCCACGUGGGGGCGCAAGUGAAUUUGCCUUUCACAUCAUCCCAGUCAUUCAGCAAGCAGGUGGUGCAGUCCUAGUCAGGGCUCCAGUGCAACGCAUCCUCCUCAACGAACAGGGGAAGGCGUAUGGUGUGGUGGUUCUUAAAGGACAAGAAGAGAUAGAGGUUCUUGCCCCUGUUGUAGUUUCAAAUGCUGGAAUCUUCAACACCUUCAAGAAGUUUCUACCUCACAAUAUACAAGAAAAACCAGAGAUCCAGUCAUUGCUGAGUAUGGUACAUCAUGGCAUGGGUUCCUUUUUGGUCUUUGUUGGUCUGGAUGGAACCAAAGAGGAGCUAGGCAUCGUUUCCAAUAACUUCUGGAUGUAUAAAGACAAUGACUUGGACUCACUCAUGGAGCAGUAUUCAUCUCUAAGCAGAGAGCAGGUUUUGGGAAACAUUCCCAUGAUGUUUAUCACUUUUCCGUCUGCUAAAGAUCCCACAGCCAGCAUCAGACAUCCAGGUAAGUCCUGUAUGACUUUGUUAACCAUGGCACGCUAUGAAUGGUUUGAGGAAUGGGAGGGGACCAAGCUUGGGAAACGGGGACAGGACUACGUGGAUCUGAAGAACAGUAUGGCCCAAGAGCUGCUGGAAUGGGCACUAACCAUCUUCCCUCAUCUGCGAGACAAGGUAGUAAUGGUAGAUGCUGCAACCCCUCUAACAAACGUCCACUAUUUGGGUGCUCCAAGAGGUGAGAUGUAUGGAGCUGAACACAACUUGGAGCGCUUCAAGCCAGAAGCGAUUGCUAAGACACGACCACAGACUCCCAUCAGCGGUCUCUAUUUAACAGGUCAGGACGUCUUUUGCAAUGGCAUGGCUGGAGCUCUUCACGGUGGACUGCUUUGUGCAUCAGCUGUCCUCAAUCAGAUCCUCUACAUUGACCUUCUAGCCCUGAAGACCCGCCUCAAACGCAAUCAGAGUAGUCACAAAUUAACCUGGUAG
Molecule: messenger RNA, 1833 nt
Organism: Pelmatolapia mariae (spotted tilapia)
Lineage: Eukaryota; Metazoa; Chordata; Actinopteri; Cichliformes; Cichlidae
Product: all-trans-retinol 13,14-reductase-like
Exons: 12
Coding region: 1-1833 (610 amino acids)
Source: RefSeq, a predicted model, not a curated record